Molecule: messenger RNA, 7416 nt
Organism: Microplitis mediator
Lineage: Eukaryota; Metazoa; Arthropoda; Insecta; Hymenoptera; Braconidae
Product: nephrin-like
Exons: 16
Coding region: 929-3691 (920 amino acids)
Molecular function (GO): protein binding
Source: RefSeq, a predicted model, not a curated record
AGCGAGCGUAUGCACACCUCAUACGCACCAUUGUUUGCAUAUACAUUUAUAUAUAUAUAUAUAUAUACAUUCAUAUAAAUAUAUACGUACCAUUCAAAUAUAUACAAACGUACUUAUGCAUAUAUACAGAUCCACAUUCGCAUAUUUAACCCGCGUACGCUUCCAAAAUUGCUCGUUUAAAUUUGUGCUCGGAUUAUUAAAUAGUAAAAUAAAAUAACAGUGACAAUUGAAUUUGUUUUUUUUUUUUUUUUAAUUUUUAUUAACUGAUGAUAAUUAUAAUUUGGAUAAAAAGUCAUUACUUAACAUAAUUAAAUUAUAAUUUAAUUAUGAUUAAUAAAGCUAAUGCUCCAGUGGAUAUUAAUAAUGAUAAUAAUAAUAAUAAUAAUAAAUAACUGAAAGUGGGGUGGAGUGAAAAAAAAUGAAAAAAAAAAAUUCAAGUGUGAAUAAAAUUUUUAUUAUUUGAUCUUGAUACUGUACAGAAUUGAUUGGAUAGCAGGAUCUAAAGUCAACGCGACAUCAAAGGACUUUUCAGAGUAGGGACACCGAGGGAGUAAGUCCAAUAUUCGAGUGCUUCACCAGAGUCUUCUCUACACAUCAAAGACACACAUUCUCCGCAUUACCGUUGACGUUCAAGAGUUGUAUCGAUAUUUCUGUGUGUGAUGGGUACACAUUUGGACACAAAGAACCAUCCAAAGUGGCUAAGUGCUAAGCUUUAAUGCUGAAAAAAAAUAUAAAAUAAACGAAAAUAUAUUUUAGCAACGCGUUUUCACAUAAAGUAUUAAAAGCGGUAAACGCAUUUUUAAAUCGCGAGUGAGUCAGUGAGUGAAGUACGCGGUGGGUGAGUGAAGGACACUCUGGAGUGCUGAAGGCCGGGCUAGGGAAAAGAGGAGAGUGUGUGGAAGAACGUUGGGAGCAGACAAGUGAAGAGAUGAGGUACCAUCCGGCCGUCAUCUUCAUUCUUCUGCUUGGCAGCGUACGUGCGCAAGGGGACCCGCGAACAUUUUCGGCUAGGCCUUUCCGAGGAGGACCGCCAAUCCAAAUUAGAGCAGUUCUUGAUGGCGUAGCUAAAUUACCCUGUGACAUUCGUCCGCCUCAUCCAAAUGACUCGGCUAUUUUGGUUGUGUGGUACAAAGCACCCGAUCGUUCAUCAGAAAUCAUGCCAAUUUACAGUUAUGAUAUGCGGAAAAGACUGGAUAAAGCAACACACUGGAAAGACACUGAAUAUUUCAACGAACGCGCGCACUUUGUAACAACCAGUGAACCUGCUACUCUAACUAUAAAACGAGUGGAGACAAAAGAUGAGGGAGAAUAUUUGUGUCGGGUGGAUUUCGUUGCAAGUCCAACGAGAAACUCAAAAAUUCAUCUUAUUGUAAUUAUUCCACCUCACAAGCCUAAUAUUAUCGACGAACAUGGCAAGACUGUAUCUACUAUCGCUGGAACAUACAGAGAAGGUGGUGACAUGCGACUGACUUGUCUCGUCUCCGGAGGUAAUCCGGCGCCUAUCGUAAGAUGGUGGAAAGGCGAAAUGCUUCUUGAGUCUAAGGAUGAACCAGGAGAAUUCCCAGCUUUAAGGAGAAACACUCUGGUCGUGACAAGUCUGACAAGAGCUGACUUGCAUGCUAUUUUCACUUGCCAAGCUUCUAACAACAACAUCAGUCAGCCUGUCUCAGCAUCCGUUGCCAUAGAGAUGUACUUACGACCACUGAGCGUAUCAAUUCUCAGCAGCGAACAUGCGCCACUAAGUGCAGACCGUAAGUACGAAAUAAACUGUAUGACCGUGGGUUCGAGACCACCAGCCAACCUCUCUUGGUACAUGGAAGGCAAGCUCUUAAAGAAAUCGACUCAAAAGGUAAUAGAAAAUGGAAAUAUGACAACAUCAACUUUGUCACUUACACCAACGCGAGAUGAUAACAAUAAGAGUUUAACAUGUAGAGCAGAAAAUCCAAAAGUUGAGGGUGGCUUCGAAGAGGACACUUGGAAACUAAAUGUAUUUUUCAUUCCGAUAAUUCGACUUGAGCUGGGCUCUAAAAUGAAUCCUGACGACAUCGAAGAGGGCGAUGACGUUUAUUUCGAAUGUAAAGUACGAGCUAAUCCAGAAGCCUAUAAAGUUGUGUGGAAACACAAUGGAGUGGAAAUUCAUAAUAACGCUAAGAAAGGUGUUAUCGUACAACAUUAUAGCUUAGCAUUAAGAAAAGUAAAUCGUUUUCAAGCGGGUAAUUACAUGUGUGUCGCUUCAAACGUCGAGGGUGAUGGUUACAGCGAUACCGUCGAGCUCAAAAUAAUGUAUAAACCAAUCUGCAUACCAGAUCAGAAACGAAUCUACGGCGUGGCACGACUAGAAGAGGCGAAGGUUGCCUGCCGAGUGGAAGCUUAUCCACCGCCCAACAACUUUCGCUGGGCAUUCAACAACACUGAGGAAAUGGUAGAUGUGCCGCAGGCACGUUACAGGAAUUCAACCCGUCAUACACAGAGUGUACUCACAUACAAGCCCGUCACUGAAAUGGACUACGGUACGGUCUUGUGUUGGGCAAGCAAUACAGCGGGCCAGCAGAUGAACGCCUGCAUAUUUCACAUCAUACCGGCAGGUAAACCAGAAGCACCGUACAAUUGUACUCUCACGAAUCAAACGACGGACUCAUUGUCUGUUGAGUGUACUGCGGGUUUCGAUGGUGGCCAGCCGCAACAUUUCCUCCUUGAGGUUUACGAUCAGCAUACGGGUGUUCUCCAAGCCAACAUGACUAGUCGAGAGAACGCAUCGUUUACUGUUCUUAACUUGGAGCCGGAUAGGGUCCUAACGAUGAAACUUUAUGCGUAUAACUCUAAAGGCCGAAGUGAAGUCACUAAACUGGAGGGAUUUACGCUGAAAAUUGCCGAAAAACAGACUGUGCGCGUUUUAUUCACAGGUACUCCGGUGCCCUUCGAGAUAACGCCGUUGCUCGGAGUACUUAUUGGACUAGUAGCGGCGCUAUUAAUCAUCACUAUUGGCAUAUUGGGUGCAUUGAAAGUACGCAGCGAUAGACGCGCACACAGACCCGGUGAUUUGCCGUUGAAAAAAGCUACAGCACCCAGUUCGGAAGAUCUUUAUGAUACUGACGAUCGUAAUCCAGAUGUUGUUCCAACGAAUAAAGAUUCAGAUUACCAAUUAACUGGCUCAACAGCUGGUACACCAUUAGCUGCUCAACCAACGCCUGAUGAAAUUUCUACUACUUCACUACCCAUACAACAGACAAAUCAUCUGCAAAGCCUUAAUACUUAUUCGCAUAACGAUUAUACUAAUUAUCCGACUUUACCGUUAUCAGGUGAAGUGACGUAUGCAGAAUUAUGCCUAGCUCGACCAACGACCCUAUCAACAGCCGUAGAAUCAAAACUUAGUUGUUUAAGUGAUAGUAUAACGGGUAUCGGUGGAUUCGGGGGUAGCAACGGAAGUGGAGUCGGUAGCGGCGGCGGAGUAUUAGUCGGCGGUAAGCCUUACAUAAAAGAAGCAACGGUAUACGCGUGUAUAGAUCACAACGCGCGACCGCCUAAAAUAGAUCAAAUUUGUCAGCCAAAUAAAAUAAACCAAACCAACACCCCGCUGCUGCAGGACACCAACAGUAGUAUUACGACAAUGGGCAACAAGCAUCAUCAUCACCCUCGUGAAGUUGUUACCGUACGUACGCCACUUAUUUCAACUCAAGAGAGUUGCGUAUAGGGGCGCGAAUCCGACGCGCUCGACAUAAACGAGUAUUACGUCUAAUCGUAGCGACGUCGAUGUGAUUAUUAUUUUUUUAUUUUUUAGUAGCUUAUUAGUUUAUAAGAAAACAAAAAAAAUUGGUCUUCUUAAUCAAUAAUAAAAGAGAAAAUAAUUGAUUGAUUGAUAAACAAAUAUAUAUAGUUGACGAACAAACAGUAAUUUAAUAUAAAAUUACGACAGGACCGGUAUGCAAUAUUUAUGAUACUUUGUUCAGCAAUUACAUAUCGAUCGGUAAUAUAUAAUGUAUUUUUUUACACAUACAAAUAUCAUUGAUUUAACAUUUAUUAAAAUUAUUUUUAUUUUACUUUACUGUUAUUUUCCUCGGAUUUAUUUUUUUAAUUUUAAAUUUCUAGAUAAAAAUAAAUUUUAAAUGAAACAAUAAAAUUAUUCUAAAGUUUUGUUACGACAACAAAAAAAUAUAUAUAAAUUAAAUUUAAAAAUAAAGACUUUGUCAUGACAGGUAAGAUGAGACUGCUUUUAUGAAUGCGUUCUAUAAUAAUUAUUAUAACAUAAUUAAAUAAAAAAUAAUUAAUUAAUAAAUUUAAUGUAAAUACUAACGAAGCGGUUUUAAAAAAAAAACUGCGCUAAAUGCGACCGGUUCGCAUUUGUAAAUUUUUAUGUAAAUAUUGAUAAUAAAAAUAAACUUAAAAAAAAUUGAUUGACACUUUAAAAUGACUAAUCUCGCUCAAUAAUGAGAUUAUGAUAAUGAGUAUAAAUUAACUGACUAAUAAUAAAAUUACAGAGGAAAAUAAAAAACGUAAAGCUCAUUUUAAAUUUAGUGAAUUGAAUGACAAAUGAGGUGUCAGAAAAAUUCAGUGAAUUAGAAAUUUAAAAAAAAUUAAUGAUUAACGGGUUAAUCCGUUACUUUGACUGUAAAAUAGUUUUUAUGUACAGUAAUGAUAUUUUUUCAGAGUAUAAUUCAAUAAGUAAUUAAUUAAGAGAGAGAGGGAGAGAUAAAAGUAGAUAGAAUAUUACGUUAUUGAAAUAAAUAAUUAACAACCGAAAGAAUGUUAAAAUAUAUAAAUAUAUAUAAUUAUUUAAUUAAUUAAUAAUUAAUAGUUAUAAAUAUGUAAACGUAAAGUGUAAUAAAUAAAAAUAUGUAUGUUAUAUUAUUAUUGAGAUAACUUGAUAACAUGGUACGAUUCUGUUUCAGUGUGUCUGAAUAAAGUGAGAGUUGAAUUUUAAAAACUAAUAAAAUAAACGAUUAUUUCAAAAUUUUUUUUACUAUUAAUAAAUUAUAGAGGUGUGCGAAUAGGAUUUGAAUCGAAUCGAAUCGAAUAGUGACAUUCGAUUUGAUUCGUAUAGAGAAAAAAAUAAACUAUAUAAAUUGAGAAACGACAAGUAAUAUAAUGAUCAAGUGAUCAGUAAAUACCAAUAUUCUAAAUAUUAAUUCUUUAAUUUAUAAUUAAAACGUAAAUAAUUCUAGAGUAAGUAUUAAAAUUUCUUAUCUAUGAAAAAAAAAUUAAUAUUUUAACUUCAAAAAUCGAUGUACCUGAAGAUCGGAACGUUUUUUUCAGAACGAAAAUAAAAAAACAAAAUGAAAUUUUAAAAAAUCUACUGGAUCUAGAUUUUUGAAAUGUUUCGCAUAGGCACUCGUACAUCAGCCGAAAAUUGCAGUCUACCCCCAACUACCCCUUAAGCAGUCAAAUUACAUAGCUUUCAUUUUUGUUGCGCGAAAAACGUUCUGAUCUGCAGGUACAUAAAAAUCGUAACUUAAACAUGAAAAAUUUAUGACAUAGAUUAUAAAAUUGAUCGGUUGGAAUGUUAAAAUUUCCUGUAUUGACACCGAGGUUUCGAGUUUAAGUUUCAAACACUAAUUUUUAUAAUUUAUUUUUUUCUGUGUAUCAAAUAAUUCGAACAAUUCAAAUAUUUGCACACCCCUAAAAAAUUAGAAUUUCUUUUAUUAUUUUGUGAUAAUUUAGCAUUUAUAUUACACUAAAUUUUACACGCAGGCCUAGUUGAAAAUAAAAAAUCGAUUGAGUGAAAAAAUAAUAAAAUUAAUCCUAAAUUGAUGCAAAAGUCAACAAAAAAAAGUUGGCACAAUUUUUAAUGGCAUUUGCAGCACGCGCAUUUUUUAACGAUCACGACUUUUCGACUCUUGUGCAAUAAACACAGCUCAAUAUUUCUCUCGCAUUUUUAAAAUAUUUUUUUUUUACACGCUAUAGUUUUAUUUUCAGAUUCAUUGAAUAUUGCCAACGCGUAGUACUGCUCUACACGUCAAUUGACAUACCCUUCCCAGCUUGCUACGCACGUUUACCUGACCUAUAUUCAUCAUCCCUAUUUUAUAUAAUUUUAACUCCCUUCUAAAAUGUAUACUCAGUUUAUCUAAACUUCAACUAUUAUUAUUACUCACUCAACAUUUGUAUUACGUUCAGUUAUUUUACAAUUUUGUUAAAAUUCGUUUUAAUAAAAAAAAAAAAUCAAAAUAUUUUUGUUGCGAGUAGGUGUAAAUGGAAAUAAAAAUGAUAAACAUUGAUUCCAAGUUUAUAAAUAAUUGUUGAACUAAACCAUUGAAUUGAAUAAACAAAAAGUAAUUUUUAUCGUAAUAAAUUUCUUCCAAUAACAAUAAAAAAGUUCCAUAAAUAAUUAAUACGAAUAAAAAAGUAAUUGCAUUGAUUUCUUUUUGUUAUCAUAAGUGAUCAAAAUUUAAUAGAAUAAAUAUACUUUUAUUGGCAUUAGGAAUGACAAAGUGACCAGGUUUAUGUGGUAAGAAAUGUUGAGAGGGUGUGUCUAACCCUUGUCAUGCGUCCCCGUGUAUAACAAAUAAUAUAUAUAUAUAUAUAUAUAUAUAUAUAUAUAUACAGAGUUGAAGGGAAAGUGCUGUCAACUUUAUUUAUCACAGGAUAAUAUACUUUCUUACCGUGUAUAUUGAGUUAUAGCCUCAAGACUGAUUCUCCACAUAAACUCUUUGAUAUAGAAAAAAAAUACAACAAUCCUUUUUUGCUUGUCAUACUUGCGUGAUUUUUUUUUAUUUUUCGGCAAUUUAUUUUUUAUCUUUUUUUAAAGAGAGGGAGUCUGAAGAACGCGUACGCCUGUGUUUGUAUUUUUACCAGUAAAAUAUGUACGCUGAGAGAGACUAGACAAAAAUGUGUGCGUGUGUGUAUGUGUGUGUUGUUGUUAAAAGAGUUAUGUAACAAGAAAAAUAUUCAUAAGGAAUUCAUAACAUUGUAUAUGGGAUUUUAAAUGUCUUUCUUGUUGGUUUACAUACACCUGUGACAACAUUUGUGAAUAUAGAAUAUUGUUUAUGAAUUUUCGAAACCAUAAAAGAGAAAAAUAAAUAUCAUAAUUCGUUUUACUCGUAUGAACUGAGACUGAGCUCCCGUCUUGCGGUGGCUCUUUAUGAAACAUUAUAAUAUUUAUGCAUUUAUAUUUAAAAUGCAUAUAUGUAUAAAAAAUGAAUAAUUAAAAUUGCGUGGAUGAAAAAUUAUGAUAAUUAAAAUAUUGGUAUUUAGUGCUGAGUGUUGAUAGGUAAAACAUAUUAAAAAGACCAUAACAUGUACGUACAUUAAUAUAAAUAUUAAUUACAAUAAUAAUAAUAACGAUUAUUAUGUAUAUAUCAAUGUGUAUAUAUAAUUUAAAAGUAAAAAUAAUGUAUAUGCAGAUAAAUUGAGUGAGUUAAAGCAGGUUGAUUAUUUGAAAAUAUUGUACGUAAUUACAGCGUAAUCCAAAUGAAUGUGUUAAUA